This is a messenger RNA of Oncorhynchus tshawytscha (Chinook salmon), 3174 nucleotides long. RefSeq lists its product as uncharacterized. The transcript has a single exon. NCBI's taxonomy places the organism in Eukaryota, Metazoa, Chordata, Actinopteri, Salmoniformes, Salmonidae. Bases 958 to 1884 code for a protein of 308 amino acids. The record is from RefSeq and is a predicted model, not a curated record.
UACACACACCUUUAAAUAAUAACCUUUGAACUCUAACCCCCUGACCUUUAACCCUCCAACCAUGACAUCUGCUGGUUUACAUCCUUCAAUUGCAUUGGGCUGCUGAGGGCAAGGCAGACCCAUGGAUAGUUGAUAUUAUGAAAGACGGGUCACAGAUGGUGUUGCCUGAUGCCAAACAGAAUAGAUAGGAGCUAGAGUUGGAAGUGAGGAGUACUACACUGUACUGAAGAAAAACACUUUAUUGUCCAUUGUCACAUUGUCUGCUUUACACCAACCACCUUGUUUCCCUGUUUUAAUUCUCCAUCCUGUUUUCUUUCUUUGAAUGCACGCUGGCCUUUUGUUUCAUUUCUCUUUUUUUCUACCCCUCUCCCCUCCCUCCUGCUUGUCUCUCUUCUCCUCUCUCCUGUACCGGUUUUCCGCUAUCAUCCACCUGUCCAUGCCUUCAUCCCUCCACUCCUCCAACUUUCAUCCCUUCAUCCCCACACUCCUCCAACUUCCAUCCCUUCAUCACUCCACUCCUCCAACUUCCAUCCCUUCAUCCCUCCACUCCUCCAACUUUCAUCCCUUCAUCCCCACACUCCUCCAACUUCCAUCCCUUCAUCCCUCCACUCCUCCAACUUUCAUCCCUUCAUCCCCACACUCCUCCAACUUCCAUCCCUUCAUCCCCACACUCCUCCAACUUCCAUCCCUUCAUCCCUCCACUCCUCCAACUUUCAUCUCUUCAUCCCCACACUCCUCCAACUUCCAUCCCUUCAUCCCUCCACUCCUCCAACUUUCAUCCCUUCAUCCCUCCACUCCUCCAACUUCCAUCCCUUCAUCCCUCUAUCCCUCCACUCCCUCACACACAGCCUUACCACCACAUCUCCAGAUCAGUGCUCCCAGAAGCCUUUGCAGACCGCCGUGGUUCUAUUGAACUCAAACGGCAAAACCUCUCAGGGGUCAGGAGGAGACAUCUCCAUGACAACGCUCUGCCUGGACGCACCCCCAGCCUUCAAGCCCCCCAAAGCCCGGGGUGGGGUCUCAUUCGGAACGGAAUGGUUUUCAUUGCUCCGCCCCUCCACAGUCAAUGGGACACUGAAGUUUUCUCGCUCUCUGAACGAUGUUGGCCAGCGCAUGGAUAGUCUCUGUAGUGGACUGCACUUCAUAGACCGGACCUGUUCUGAAGGAGAGCUGGAGGUUAAACCCGAACCACCCAACAUGGACAAGAAGUCCAAGGCACUCAACGGCAAGGCAGCCACACUCCCACACCAGGCCACAAACCUACCUUCGUUCCCCACGCACACACACACCCACACACACCCUCACCUCGUCCCCUCGUUCACCAACAACUACAAAUACCUCAACCCCCAACACUGCCUCCAACCUCCCUCUACCGGCGUCCCCCCUCCUCCUCCUCCUAACUCCCAGCUCCACCCUCCCAGCUCCAACCUCCUCCGCCUCUUCCUCCCUUUCUCUCGCUCCUCUACUUCGGCCAGUCUCCAGUGUUCUGAGCUGGGGAGCUACGAUUCCCGCCUCCACAUCGCCAAAUCCUCCAGCGCCCUGAUGGGGGGCAUUGAGCCUCCCCUGGGGGGAGCAGAGGACCUCUUGGGAGAUGAUGAGGUGUUCGAGGUCCCCAAGGGAAGGACCGGGGCUUGGACAAGGGCUGGAAUCCCAGGAAGAGAUGCUGGAGGCGGGGUAGCGGCUCUCCUCGGGGAAGCCCCCCUCUGCUACAUGGACGAAGACAGCGAUCUGGACCAGUUUUCAUUUCUGGACCAGUGUUCGUCACCCACCCACUCAGAGAAAACAGGGCCGCUCACGCCAGGCCCGCUCUCUCCCUAUUCGCUGUCCGGAGACUGCUGCAGGUGGGUGAUUCCUGGAUUGUCACCCUGUGCUGUUUUGUGGUAGAGUUCCAUAGAAUGCCAUUGCUGGAUCCUGCUCAACCCUCCUGGGACGUGACGUAGUAGAGUCCUGCCCAGCCCAUCCUGUGAAGUGGUAGAGCCUGAACACCCCUGUGAUGUGACGUGGAAGUAGAGUCCUUUGGUCCACCCCCGUUCAACCUUGCGGUGGUAAAGUCCUGUGAUCCACCCCCUUUCAACCUUGUGGUGAUAGAGUCCUGUGGUCCACCCCCUUCCAACCUUGCAGUGGUAGAGUCCUGUGGUCCAUCCCCUUUCAAUCUUAUGGUGGUAGAGUCCUGUGGUCCACCCCCCUUCAACCUUGUGGUGGUAGAGUCAUGUGGUCCACCCCCUUCCAACCUUGCAGUGGUAGAGUCCUGUGGUCCAUCCCCUUUCAACCUUGUGGUGGUAGAGUCCUGUGGUCCACCCCCUUUCAACCUUGUGGUGGUAUAUUCCUGCACGCCACACACUCCCUGACCCAGCUCAAAUGAGGUAGUUGUCCUGGGAGAGAGGAACAUGAGCUCUCUGGGAGUGGGUUCAGGCUAGGGAUCAACAGGCAGAUUAUUGGCUUCAAAUAGCAUUAUAAGGUAUGACACACAGACGUAUACACGCAUACAUGUAUACACACACUUUGUGUCAGACCAAGGUCGGGUAGCUCAUGACCUGACUCGUGCCAGGAGUAUGUACUGCGUAGGCAAGUGUAGGUGUGUGUGUGUAAGGCUUGCGUGGGUGUGUUUUAUUUUUCUACUUGCUAAGUAGGAUUUAAAUGAUUAAGUCUGGCAAUCCACAGGGACAGACAGGCAGACAGACAGGCAGACAGACAGGCAGACAGACAGGCAGACAGACAGGCAGACAGACAGACAGGCAGACAGACAGGCAGACAGACAGGCAGACAGACAGACAGGCAGACAGAAAGACAGGCAGACAGACAGACAGGCAGACAGAAAGACAGGCAGACGGAGAGAGGGGUGCGGCUGGUGUUCUGAAUUGACAGACAGACAGAGAGAGAGAGGGAAGUAGAGAGAGACAGAGACAGGCGAACACACAGACACAGGUGGAUGGUGUCCUGACUUGUUACUCCCUAUAGAGACCAAGACAAGUAUAGAACCUUAAGGAGCUUUGAUUGAACUCUAUUCCUAAAGUGGUGCACUAUAAAGAGUAAUAGGGUGCCAUUUGGGAUGUACUCAUGGAUUGAGAUCACUACUGACACUUCCUGUUUGUAUUUGUAUUUAUUAAGGAUCCCCAUAGCAGCUACUCUUCCUGGGGUCCCUCAAAAUUAAGGCAGUUUAUUCAAUUUUAAAAC